ACAGCGCAAGUGGGAGUGAUGCAGUCGAGGGGGCCAGACCAGCGGAAGGGACGGCGGGGAGGGGAGCAGGCGCAAAGAGCAGCCUUGCUUGGCGGACGCACCGAGGGAGGAGCGUGGGAGACUGGGAGCCAUGUUUCUCCCUGCUUCGUCUUCCUCUUCCGGUUCCAAAGGUGACUCCUUCAGGAAAACGGUUGGUGAUCAUAUGAGGUCAAAUUUGACUUUUGAUAAUAAGCAUUCUCUCUUUGUGGGUCAAAACAUUGACUAUGGCCAACCAAUAGCUUGCAUUUCAUAUCCAUACAAUGAUUCUGGCUCAGGAGGACUUUGGGCAGCUUAUGGGUCACGCACCAGCGCUGUGUUCCAUCCCCAAAUUGCUGGAGGGGCGACAUCGGUGAGAGUUCCAUUGCCUCUAGAAUUAGCAGAGGAUGAGCCCAUAUAUGUCAACCCCAAGCAAUAUCGUGGGAUUCUUCGCAGAAGACAGCUGCGUGCCAAGUUAGAGGCUCAGAACAAGCUAGUAAAAAACCGAAAGCCUUACCUUCAUGAGUCUCGCCAUCUUCAUGCAAUGAAGAGGGCAAGAGGUUCUGGUGGGCGUUUCCUCAAUACUAAGCAGCAGCAGUCUCGCACUAUCUCUGCCAUGUCCACCAUAGAUGGCACAAGUUCCUCAAGUUCAACUCAUCUACGGCUUGGUGGUGGCGCAGCUGGUGAUCGGACCUUGUCUGUGACCAAAACAAUGGCCUCACAGGAGCACAGUAAAAAGGCCGUUUCUCCUGCCUCAGCCUUCACUGUGACUCCCAUGGUGAGCAAAGAUGACACCUUCCAGCACCCCGGCCACCUUCUCAGCUUCUCCGGCCAUUUUGGUCAGGCAAGUGCGCAAGCCGGCGUCGGAGGCAUGCAUAACGGAAUCCAGCAUAGGGUUCCCGUUAUGCAUGACUGUUUCUGAACCUUAGCUGGUGAUCCAGGCUUCUAGGGGUCCUCGUGUCCGGUGUGGUCUCGGUCUCUGGCAAUUCAUCCUUGGCUUAAUUUCUGGUGUGAAAUGUUUCCUACUGUUGUGCUUUGCAGAACCCAAAAAUCAGGGCUUGAUGAUGUCACUGGCUCACUGCUAUCCAUGUACUGGCGUAAUGGUGUGUGUUAGAGUAAACACUCCUUUGCUGUUACA
Molecule: messenger RNA, 1153 nt
Organism: Phragmites australis (common reed)
Lineage: Eukaryota; Viridiplantae; Streptophyta; Magnoliopsida; Poales; Poaceae
Product: nuclear transcription factor Y subunit A-5-like
Exons: 5
Coding region: 131-937 (268 amino acids)
Biological process (GO): regulation of transcription by RNA polymerase II
Molecular function (GO): RNA polymerase II cis-regulatory region sequence-specific DNA binding; DNA-binding transcription factor activity, RNA polymerase II-specific
Source: RefSeq, a predicted model, not a curated record